AUGACGGAAAAUGCGGAAGUUCUCGCAACUGUUACCAAUAGGCCAAUGAAGGAAAUUAUUUCGGAAACUGCAAGAGAUACGGAAUGGUCAAGUGAUGUUGAGAUUAUAUCAAUGUGCUCAUUGUUGCGUUGUGAUGUAAGUUAUAUUGAUUUUGAAAAUCUCUCCAUACAAAGUUUUUUCGGGUUUUAUCCAGAAUUUUGCUUUGCAAUUCCCGAAAUUCCACACAAACUCCAUUUUUACAGAUUUACACGUAUCUCAAAAAAUCAUGGGUUAGAUAUCAACCAAAAAUCGAUUGUGGAAAACGAAAAGGAUCAUUAUAUUUGAGUAAUAAAAAAGAAGUUCAUUAUGAGCCAGUUAUUUCAAUUCAAAGAGCAACAAGAGGAACGAAAAGAAAAAGUCCAGAAUAUGAUGGAAACAAUGAUAAAGAUGAUAAUGAUGAAAUGCCAAGUCGACAAAUGUAUAGUAGAAAUUGUAAAACUGGAAAAACAUAUACAGAAAAUAAGGAGGAAGAUAUUGGAAAAAAAGAGGAGACAAAGAAGACGAAGAAGCAGAAUAGGGAUUUGAGUGAAGAAGUUGAUUUGGUUCGUGCUGAUGUAUAUCCAGUAUAUAUUUUAUCUUCAGUUGUUUGUCAUCAAGGAUUGUCAUUGAAUAGUGGUUGGUUGAAUUUUGGGGGGGGGAAAUUGAAUUUUUCGGAUUUUAGGAGACUUUUUAUUGUCAGAAAAAAUUGAAAAAAAAAUACUUUUUCAAUAAAAAUUGAUGUUCAGAAUAUUGGAAUUGUGCCCGAAUGUUCUUUUGAAAAAAUUAAAUUCCCAUUUUCUCUAUUUCUAGGUCAUUAUGUUGCAUAUACCCGAAAUGCUUCAACAAAUGAAUGGCUUUAUUGUUCCGAUGAAUGUGUUUAUUCUGUAAGUUUUCAGAAUCCUAGUUUUCUUUUGAUUUUUCAAUCAAAAAUCAAUCAAUAUUUACAGGUGCCUGAAGAAAAAGCAUUGAAUGAAUGUGCUGAAAAAGGAUAUGUUUUUUAUUAUUCCAAAUAUUCGUCAUAA
Caenorhabditis angaria is the source of this 1040-nucleotide messenger RNA. Lineage: Eukaryota; Metazoa; Nematoda; Chromadorea; Rhabditida; Rhabditidae. The record is from the annotation of a GenBank genome assembly.